AUGGAGGCCCUCCUGGUAACCUUUCAAGUGCUGACAAUCAUCACGUCCGUCUGUAUGCGGUUUGCGCCCUACCCGGACUUCUAUCGCAUAUACAAGGCGAAAAGCACAGGCGAAGUGCAGAUCCUGCCAGUCGUGCUAUUCUUUACCAACUGCGUCGUGCUUGUGUGGUAUGGCUACUUGUCAGAGAACAUACUACCGCUCGUCGUGACUGCCGUUGUUGGAAUUCUUACCUGCGGCGGAUUCAUCGCAGUCUUCUACUGCUACACCGACGACAAACGAUCCGUUUACAAGACCUGUGCUGUAGCCAUGGUCUUUAUCGUACUUUUGUGUCUAUACGGCGCCAUGGGCGUUGAAGGCGUCACAGGACAGUCCAAGUCCUCGAUGGCUACAGCCAUGGGUGCAAUCUCCAUUGGCACAUCCAUCGGUUUGUACGGGUCCCCGCUUGCCACGAUCCGUAGGAUACUACGCACGAAAUCAACGGCGUCGAUGCCUUUCACGUUCUGCGUCGUUAGCUUCUGCAACAGCGUGAGCUGGGUGACGUACGCCAUCAUCCUAGGUGAUGUGUGGAUCUUGCUCCCGAAUGCUUUCGGCUGCAUCCUCACUCUGAUUCAGCUGAUUUUGUAUGUCAUCUACCCGCCAUCGUGGGCGACGGCAGGACGUUCAAACCAGGCUCUAUCGAUCGACCAUCGCCAUUCUACACUCGAGGAGGGUGGUAAGCUCUCGCUGUCGGUUUCCAAUAUCAAAUGUGCUCGAGAAGGAGUCGGUCGUGAUAGGAAGAGCAUCGAGGAAAAAAGCGUUGACUUCGUCGAGCUUCGGUCGCCUAGAAUGCAGUAA
This is a messenger RNA of Peronospora matthiolae, 834 nucleotides long. The record is from the annotation of a GenBank genome assembly. NCBI's taxonomy places the organism in Eukaryota, Oomycota, Peronosporomycetes, Peronosporales, Peronosporaceae.